UUUUAGCUACUAAUAUUGCAUUAUCUAUUAUUUUUUACUCUUUUUGAUUAUUUUUCUUACCUUGCUCGCUUUUCAAAUUCCAAGUGUAUAUUACUUGAAUGCUACGCUUGCCCUCAGCCAGAAACGCGGUCAUUUCAAAUGGGCGUCGCAGUUGCCCCUUUCCAAUUGGCAACCUUGCCCUGACACUGACACAGAAACCAGCAACCAACUCGAAACGCGUAUCUCACUACAGCACCAGAUGUGCGGACGAAAAUGGCGCGCACUUGCCUGGUAUCAAAGAUGCAAUCGAGUCCAACCCGUAUCUGCGGCAUCUGAGCUCUCGUUACGACAUGGCGCGGAAACUUUGCAUGGAAGACAGCGAACGAUUUACCACAACGCACGCGCACCAGCGGUUCCAGCCCUCGAGCCAAGAUAUAUUCCCAAACACCGAGCUUCGGCUGAGCAAAGUGCGCACGUACGGCUUUGACUACGACUACACGCUUGCUCGGUACACGGACAAGCUGCCGGAAACCAUUUACACGAUGAUCCGCGACGUGCUAGUGAACAAGCUGCUUUACCCUCCGGCGUUGAAGGCAUUGAAGUACGACAGCACAUUUGCGAUCCGUGGUAUCUCGUACGAUAAGGAGACCGGAUGGCUGUUUAAGUUGGACUCCAAUUAUAACAUUGCGAUGGACACGAUCCACUAUGGACGCGAGCCGCUGCGCGAUCUGGAGGAGGUCUAUACCUUGCACAAUGGGCCACAUGUGGCACCAGCUUAUGUGAAGGGUCAGCUCAACCAGCUGAACGAUCUAUACAGCAUUCCAGAGGCGACUAUGCUGGCGGAUAUAAUUCAGUACUUCACGGAGCACAACAUUCCGUUCCAUCCGCGGUACCUGGCCGAGGACAUCCGCACGGCGGGGGAGUAUAUUCACAAGGGUGAUGGCAUUAGCCUGAGCCCUUUGCACAAGACGAUUAUGAGCAACAUUGGCGACUAUCUGGAGCGCGCGCCCGAGCUGCUACAGAUCCUGGAGUCACUCAAACGCGAGGGCAAAAGGCUGUUUUUGCUGACCAACAGCGGCUACGACUAUGUCAACACAGGGCUAACAUACCUGUUUAACACGAAAGACUGGCGUGAUGUCUUUGACGUGGUCAUAGUCGGUGCGCGCAAGCCCAGCUGGUACAUGUCACACCGGCCAUUCCGUCUUGUGCCGACCGGUCGCGGGGGCACUAGUGUGAAACCCUGGGCUCUGGUGGAUCACUUUGAGGACGGGCAGGUCUACUCUGGCGGCAACCUCAUGUCAUUCACAAGCAUUACGGGGUAUUCCGACCGCAACGUCAUGUACUUUGGCGACCACCUCUACUCUGAUCUCCGCGACCCCUCGAUCCAAAAGGGAUGGAUGACCGGCGCAAUUGUAAGCGAGCUCAAGCACGAGCUUUCGGUCAUUCACACGCCCGAAUACCGCCAGUGCGUGUCGUACAUUCAGCUGAUUGAGAAAAUACUGAAGCACUCGCAGCAGGAAACGCGCAGUCCCGAGUUUAUGCGGCUGCCAGCGGAGGAGAAGGAGCGAUUUAGGCAACUCCUGGAUGUUGGUCGCUUGGAGCGUCGCCGGACGAGGUGGCGGCUGCGUGACUCGUUCAAUACUAACUUUGGCAGUGUUUUUAGGACUGAAAAGUACCCCAGCUUGUUUGCUACCAAGAUCAAGUCCUUUGCCAACGUGUAUACCGCCGAUUUGUCAAACCUGGGCGCGUAUACGUCAGAUUUCAUUUUUUACCCUAAACGCAUUACCCAGGCGCACGAGUCGCGCCUGCCCGAAGUUGACGAUUUGCUGGAGGAUAUUCUGAACAGUUAGCUGCUUUUUAAUUUGAAAAUUGGCCUGUUUGCACUUUGAAUGCAAAGUAUAUGAAGGUUGUUGAUGACUUUAUUAAAUAAAAGACCAAGCCAUGAAUAGAAAUAAAAAUAAAUAAUACAUGAGAAAUUCGCAUUUUCAUCGAAAACAGUAAUAGAUAUAUAAAGCUG
Kickxella alabastrina is the source of this 1996-nucleotide messenger RNA. RefSeq names its product 5' nucleotidase family-domain-containing protein. The transcript has a single exon. The record is from RefSeq and is a predicted model, not a curated record. Bases 99 to 1829 code for a protein of 576 amino acids. NCBI's taxonomy places the organism in Eukaryota, Fungi, Kickxellomycota, Kickxellomycetes, Kickxellales, Kickxellaceae. Gene Ontology annotation, molecular function: 5'-nucleotidase activity.